AUGGGCAUUUCUUGGAGCAACCAAAUGCCCGUGGAGGGCAAGACCGUCCUGAUCACAGGAGCCUCGGAGGGAAUGGGCAAGAGCGUAGCUCGCCAGCUAUCCGAGAAAGGCGCGAACGUGAUCCUCGUGUCGCGAAACGUGAGUAGGCUCGAGGCGGCGAUGGCCGAAGCCAAGGCCGCCGCCCGAAACCCCAAAACCCAGCGGUUCUACUUCAUCUCGGCCGACGUGACGAAACCCGACUACGCCCCCGCCCUGGUCGCCGAAGCCGUGGCCUGGAACGACAACCGGCCGAUCGACAUCGUGUGGUGCGUCGCCGGCAUGUCUACGCCCGACUUCUGGCUCGAGGUACCCCUGUCCCAGACCCGCAGCCAGAUGGACAUCAACUUCUGGGGCGCCGCCGAAAUGGCCCACGCCAUUCUGCGGGUGUGGUGCGCGCCCGACGCGCCCGUCGUGCCCGAGCCCAAACACCUGAUCUUCACCUCGUCCGUGGUCGCUUUCUUCCCCAUAGUCGGAUACGGGCCAUACACGCCUGCCAAGAGCGCGCUGCGCGGGCUGGCCGAUACCCUUGUCCAGGAGGUAGAGGCGUAUCCGCAGAACGUGAAGAUCCACGUCGUGUAUCCGGCCUCGAUCAGCAGCCCCGGGUACGAGCGCGAAAACAAGACGAAGCCGGGCAUUACAAAGAUGAUUGAGGAAGGCGACCCGGUGCAGACUCCCGACGCGGUGGCUACGAGUUCGAUUCGGGGUCUGGAAAAGGGGCAUUACGCCGUAACGACGGCCUUUUUCGGAUAUAUUUUGCGGUGGAGCUCGCUGGGAGGCUCGCCGAGGAACAACUGGUUUGUUGACACGAUCAUGGCCUGCCUCAUGCCGCUGAUAUGGAUAUUUGCGCUGCCGGACAUCUUUUCUAAGAUUAGGAAAUACCGCAAGGCGCACGGCCAUCCUGCCAAUUAUAGGGCCAAAGCUAUAGAAGGAGAUGACCAGAAAGUCAUAACUUAG
Daldinia caldariorum is the source of this 993-nucleotide messenger RNA. RefSeq names its product 3-ketodihydrosphingosine reductase tsc-10. Gene Ontology annotation, cellular component: endoplasmic reticulum membrane. Lineage: Eukaryota; Fungi; Ascomycota; Sordariomycetes; Xylariales; Hypoxylaceae. Bases 1 to 993 code for a protein of 330 amino acids. Gene Ontology annotation, biological process: sphingolipid biosynthetic process. The record is from RefSeq and is a predicted model, not a curated record. Gene Ontology annotation, molecular function: 3-dehydrosphinganine reductase activity. The transcript has 2 exons.